AUGCCUUACCGUGCACCCGAACUGUUCGACUGUCAGAUCGGCUCCGCCAUCACGGAAGCGGCCGACCUUUGGUCUCUCGGCUGCUGCCUCUACGCGCUGUGCUACUUUGUAUCGCCCUUCGAUCUCGUCUAUGAAAAAGGGAACAGCGUCGCGUUAGCUGCACAAAGUCCCGAGAAGAUACAGUAUCCCGACGUGAAGCAAUUCGACCCUCUGCUGGUCAGCGUGAUGCGUGGUCUUCUCGUUGUCGAUCCCACCCGACGGAUGUCCAUCGAAGAAGCCGCGGACGUGGUGGGGUCGGUAGAAACGAAGCGUAAGGAUGGACAGAAUGUGAUGGCUGUGUAG
Messenger RNA from Ostertagia ostertagi, 342 nucleotides. The record is from the annotation of a GenBank genome assembly. Lineage: Eukaryota; Metazoa; Nematoda; Chromadorea; Rhabditida; Trichostrongylidae.